Molecule: messenger RNA, 1861 nt
Organism: Maniola jurtina (meadow brown)
Lineage: Eukaryota; Metazoa; Arthropoda; Insecta; Lepidoptera; Nymphalidae
Product: facilitated trehalose transporter Tret1-like
Exons: 8
Coding region: 135-1613 (492 amino acids)
Biological process (GO): transmembrane transport
Cellular component (GO): membrane
Molecular function (GO): transmembrane transporter activity
Source: RefSeq, a predicted model, not a curated record
CUAAUCCAGUACAAUAAAGCAUUUGAACCAUAAUAAUAUUACACAAGCGAUGUAAUUAUUAAAACACGUAGAAAUUCGUAAUUUUAGCAUAGUAAAGAAAAUACUGUAGAACAUUGUAGUUACUGUACUGUAAAAUGGAUAGUGAAAAAGUGAAACCCACGGCGUUCUUGAUUCAAGGGAUGUCGACCUUGAUAAUCGCCUACCUUACUAGUCUUACAGGCUUGGUUUACGCUUGGCCCUCAUACACAAUGGAAAUAUUCAAAUCAAACUCCACGGUCCUAAGUACUCCUAUGUCGUUAACUGAGAUAUCUUUAUUAGGCAGUCUGCCUAAUAUAGGAGCGUUGGUAGCAACGCCAUUUUGUGGGUAUGCGGUGGAUAAGUUUGGAAGGAAAUAUUCAGCUAUGCUUUUUGGAUUACCUUACGUGAUUGCCUGGGCUGUCAUUGCUGUGACCGAUUCUGUGUAUCUAGUUCUUUUUUCUAUUGGGUUCGCUGGCGUAGGAGCAGCAGGGCAGGGAAUAUCUUCAAUUUAUAUAUCAGAGAUAUGUCAAGACUCUAUCAGAGGAGCUCUGACUUCUACUACUGUAUCGGGAUUCUUUCUAGGUCUUUUAUUCUCAUAUGCCCUUGGAGGAUAUCUGUCGUAUCAACAAGUUUUGUACGUCCAUUUGUCUUUAUCAGUUCUAUAUAUCAUGCUGUUGAUGUUAUUGAAAGAGUCACCAGUGUUUUUGCUAAAGAUUGGAAAGGAGAAGGAAGCGGCAGAAUCUAUAGCUUUUUAUCGUCGAGUGGAAGUUACUUCAAAAGAGGUAGAAAUUGACAUAAAGAAAAUCUAUUUGCAAUUGGAUCCACGGAUCGAAAAAAUAUUGCAAGAAAAUGAUACUGAAACAACAAAGGAACUGCUUGAGAAAAGUCAGAAUAAAACUACAGUUCCAAAAACAGAAGUGGCACAAGAAACACCAUGGCGGUUCUUGAAACGAUCAGAAUCAUCUAAACGAGCAUUAUUAGCUGUGCUAAUAGUGAUGGCAGUAGUAAUUUUCAUGGGCUCGAUAGUGUUACAAGUAUACGCCGAGUCCCUGUUCAAAGAGGCAUUGCCUACUAUGAAUCCUAACACUUGCUCAAUUUGGCUAGCUGUGGUGUACUUGCUAGCGAGUUUGGUUUGCGCUAUGAUGUUGGAUAAAUUUGGGAGAAGGAGCCUUAUGACAAUAACGUCUAUAUUGUCCGGAAUAUUCAACAUAUUGCUGGGCUCUCAGCUUCACAUGCGAUGGGCACCACAUUGGUUCACCGCGUUUGUUAUAUACGCAUACAGCUUUGUGUAUAACCUUGGUGCUGGUGUUGUUCCGUUCGUACUUACUGCGGAGGUGUUUCUACCUGAGGUCCGAGGACUCUGCAAUAGCUUAACAAUGGUUUGCAUGUGGAUAGUAAAUUUCAUAACCCUCAUUAUCUUUAAUCCGUUAGUGGAGGAAUUAGGACUUGGACCCACGUUCUACAUUUUUGCCGUGGUCUGUUUCGCAGGCGCUGCAUACAGCCAUUUUUGCCUCCCAGAGACCAAAGGCCUGCCCGCCGAUAAGAUACAGCUACUGUUUAUGAAAAAAGAAAAACUGACAGUAUCAAAGGCUUGAAGUCAACUUUCUAGUCAUUUGUAGAUAGUGAAUAAAUUCUGCACUAUGUUAGCUUUUUUUUAUUCAGAUACAAGUUAGCCAUCAAUUGACUGCAAUCUCAUCUAGUGGUAAGUAGUGAUGCAGUCUAAGAUGAAACUGGAAGCGGUGUGACAGUUCUAUCGCUACUACCUAUGAUAUAGCAGCGUAUAUUAUCGCUUGAUGGUUCUCGCUCGUGUACAAAUAAUGUAACCUGAUGUAAUAUUUUAUAA